This is a messenger RNA of Acaromyces ingoldii, 2373 nucleotides long. RefSeq lists its product as hypothetical. The transcript has 4 exons. NCBI's taxonomy places the organism in Eukaryota, Fungi, Basidiomycota, Exobasidiomycetes, Exobasidiales, Cryptobasidiaceae. The coding region runs from base 1 to 2373 and encodes 790 amino acids. The record is from RefSeq and is a predicted model, not a curated record.
AUGUUGCGCAUCGACCUCCUUCACCUUCUUCUAAUAAGCCUCGCGCUGGUUCGCGAUGGAAUCAACGUAAAGGGCCUGCCCUUCCAGCAGCUCUCUGCUCCCUCGAUAGAUCAGAGUACGAUGACCUCUGCACCCAACCCAGUCAUAGGCAAGAACAACUUUAUGGCCUCCGACGUGCUCGAUGACCCCUCGAGCUCAAUCAUUACCGAUGGCUCGCUGGUCGAUGCCAAGAAGCCCACUUUUCGUCCUUUGGAAGAGCCCUUGGAGAAUCUCGCUGUACAUUCCGACUCCUUGGCUGGCUCGACGACCAGCACCCUUGGCGCCAACUCGAUGUUGACGUCGGUGCCCUCGCCCACUGUCACUCAAGGAAGUGACGUGCAGGAAGGUACAAGCGCUCCACCUUCUUCUUCUCCCGAUUCUCCUAUGCCAUCUUCUUUGCUGCCGGCAGCAUCGUCAGUCCUUCUGAUCAAGGAUGGUGGAGAAGAAAUCAAGAAUGCCACGUCGAUGCUGAACGAUGGCAAGAACAUUGCAUCAGCCCCUGUGACGACAAGCUCCUCCAUUGUGCCGCCUUCGGGAGCCCCCACCACCUCCGCUCCGCUAGCGGGUAAUUCUGUUGCCAGCGCCACUACAGCCGCGGAGACGACUUCUCAGGGCCUGGCCGGCUCGAACAACAUCACCUCGACCAAUAAUGAGGUGAAAGUAGCAGAGCUAGACGGCAUUUCCACCUUCACCUUGCCAGUGACCAGCUUCAAUGUCCAUGCUACGACUUCUCCGUGGCAGGUUGCUGGCCCCAAAGACGACAAGGGUGCCCCUCUCAACCACAAAGCUUCUGCCACGUCUCAUCAGGUCGAAGGUCUCGACGCGAGCUUUAAUACGACGUCAGAGCUACCCAACCUUGGGCAUGACACGAACAAAGACUCAUCCAACGCCGUCACGAUGUCUAACGAUAAGGAGGCGCUGUGGCUCAUCAACAGUAGCAAGCUUACUCCGGGACUCGGUAAUACCGCCAACAAGACCAAAGAAGAGUCCGGCGCCACAGCGUCCUCUCACGGCGCCGACGUGAGCAUUGCGGCCACAUUGAUCAGGCCCGACUUUCUUCUGGUGACAGUCGCACCAACCAAGACUUCCUCGCACGACGUCGUCGAGCCGUUCUUCGAGCAGCCCGAGUCGCUGUUCAAUGUCGAAGAGCUGUCCCAUUUGCUCUUUGGGUCCGCUUCCGAGCAGCCAUUCGCAAAACGUGCCGGUAAUGCGCCCGCGAAUAAUGUGCCCGCGAAUAAUGCGCCUGCGAAUAAUGCGCCUGCGAAUAAUAACUUAAAAGAGCCACUGAGCGAGCCACUGGAAAUGUACGAGCCGAAUAAAGAAGGCACAGGAGAAGGCGUGCAUUCCUCGUCGAUUGAUGAGGAGCUGGACAUCGAGCAGCUUGCAGAAAAGAUCGCGGCCCAGGACGACUGGAUGGCGCAGACUUGCGGCGGCAGAGACCGCAAAGGUCGCCUACACCACCCUUUCGUGGGUGGCGAAGGUCGCGAGUACUCAGAAGGAUGUUGGUCCGGUGACGUCGAGGGCCGUCUGAUUUUUGAGAAGCAAAGCAGCGAGCUCGAAAACAGGUGCGAUGGUGCUUCGGGGUACUUACACUUCAUCUCGCCUCAUGGGCUAGAAAAGCGUUGUUUGUUCCAGUCAAACGACUUUCGCCGCCGCGAUGUGUCCACCGACGUCCAAAUGCUGGUCCUGGACAAGCGCUGUGGCGGCAUGCGCCAUUCUGGAAACGAAUUUGAGAAGCGUUGCUCGCUCAAUGACCAGGAGACACGCUCCGUCAAAAGGAGUCUCAAAGUGGUUUUGGAUGGCUAUGGGGCGGUUGAGCCCAAGGAAGCGCCAUUGACCAUCGCUGUUGUCCUGCUCGACCCACCCGUUUUGCCCGAGGACGACGUUCAGCACCUUGAUCAACAGACUCAGUUUCUCGUUAAGCGCGGACCAGGCGGGCACGGCAACCAUAAUACUUACGGCAGCUACGGAAGCCACACCGGUUCUGGCUUUUACAGAAAGCCCACAUACAUCGAAAAUUUGGCCAGGAGGGUGAAACAACUACUUGGCAACCUUAAGUCCACGAUUGCCAAGAAGUUCACGGGUAGCAAGAUAUUAACUGGUUUCGCCCAUGAUGCAAAAAGGGUCGGCAUGACGAGGCCGGGCGUUUUCGUAUCCGAAAAACUACUUCCGCCUCUCAAGCAUACAGCUUCGAAGAGCGAAGGAUUCUCCGCCAUCGGCUCAAAACUCAAAAGGCUUGGACAGAAGCUUGGGCAUCGCCUCAAGCAGGCCACUCGCGGCGUAACGAAAGGCUUCAAGAAGCCCGCCAGGGGCAUGAAGAAGCCCGCCAGCUGA